AUGAGCGUAGGCGUAGGAUUAUACAAUUCGCCAACUUGUGAGCUGAAAACCGAUCAAUCUUCGUACUUUUCGUUGCACAUGCCUUCGACAUACAUAUCCAAUGACAAGGCAUGCGCAGGAUAUUUUGACGUGGAACCACAAAAUGAUGGCAAAACUCCUUAUUUCGAUGCCCAAAAGUGCCAACCUGUCGAGACGCCCUAUUUUGACUGCGAACCAGUAGAUACUCCGUAUUUUGAGGAAUUGAAGAGGAAAUCUGAAGCAAGACUCAAUGGCGGAGUUGAUGGCACGAGUUCGACUCCAGCAUGCACGUCCUUUUGCACUUCAAACAAUACCCUCGAAUGGUUGAGGACCGCGUCUCUGCAUUCGUCGCUCCCCCGAUCCAAGUUGCUCAGACAACCCAACAAGCCUUCCGUCCGACCUUCGUUGCAAUCACUGACUUGCACCGCCGCAUCACCGCCCGCCCAGUCAUUUCACAUCGUUUCCGCUAACGAUUUGGCCGACCUAAUCAGGCGACAGGCAUUGAACGAAUCUUUGGGAAAGACGUUUACAAAUUCCGUCAUUCUCUUGCUCGACCUUCGAGCCUUUUCCCAAUUCGCUGAAAACCAUAUCCGCAUGGCUGUCAACAUUUGUGUUCCUUCGACUUUGCUCCGCAGAGGCUCGUUCACGCUCGACAAGGUGUGUGACAUGCUCGUCAGUGACUAUGACAAGCAGGUCUUUGGCGAAUGGGAGAAAUUCGAGAAUAUCGUCUUAUACGACAGUGAUACGCAAGACCUAAAGGAGGGUUGUUCUCUGACCCAUUUGUGCAAGAAAUUCAAAUUGUCUGGUUGCAAAGCAAACAUUGGGUGGUUGAAAGGCGGCUUCAUGGCAUUCUGCUCCAAGUACACUGAUCUCUGCGAACACACUGAAAGUAUACCAUCCGCGUUCCCACGCCGAACCUUCUCUGCACCAGCACUCAUGCGAAAACCCGGAGCAUUCACCUGUCCAACUCCUGUUAUUGAAAUCGACGGCGUGAAUCCCUUUUUCUCAAACAUAAGGCAGAACUACGAGCUGAUUGGAGGAAUAACAGAAAAAAUUCCCGUAAGAUUUCCGGAAGGAGUUCGAUUUGAAGCGAACGACUUACCGGCAUUUUUGAGGGAUAUUUGUUCGGAAAAUGGAGGGAAAGAUCGGCUAGCCGAGGCGUUUUACGAUAUUGAACGCACGGAACAACGUCGACUUCAGUCGUUGAUGCUUCAGAAUGCCAACAAGCCAACGGCAGACUUUGCAUAUUCGAUUUCUGCGGGUAUAGAAAAGGGCACGAAAAACCGCUACAAUAACAUUUGGCCGUAUGACCAUGCCAGAGUUAAGCUUGGCGCGUGUAAAGGUGAAUGCGACUAUAUCAAUGCGAGCUACGUUCAAGCAGACGAAUCGACCACAAGAUACAUUGCAACACAAGGACCCAUGCCAGCUACAUAUGAAGAUUUUUGGAAAGUUGUCUGGGAGCAGAAUUGUUCGGUCAUUGUUAUGUUGACUAAAGAAGAAGAAGCUGGAAGGAUUCAAUGUCACAAAUAUUGGAGCGACUGUCCCAAGACGGCUUGCAAAUUCGGCAAAUUGUCUCUUUUAAACGUUUCCGAAAACACUUUGCGCGACAACACUGGCGCUUCAGUAAUAAUACGCAAGUUUUCUCUAACGAAUUCGGACCAUGCCAACGUCCCACCUCGCAUAAUAACCCAACUGCAUUUUCUCGUAUGGCCCGAUUUCGGCGUUCCCGAUUGCCCGUUGCAGUUAUUGCGUCUCAUCAACAUGGCCAACCAGUGCCAGGCCGAGUCUGGAAAUACCGGACCUAUGGUCGUACACUGUUCUGCAGGGUGCGGACGAACCGGUGCGUUCUGCACGGUUGACACGGUUCUGAAAAUGUUGAAACAGAACGAGAAUAUGCGAGAUAUACAACAAGAUGUGAUCAAAUACGUCGUUGAAAAGUUUAGAGAACAGAGAUUGAGCAUGGUUCAGAACUUGAGACAAUUUGUGUUUUGUUACGAGGCGGUCAUCUGGGCUUUAUUAGGAGCGGCGUGA
This is a messenger RNA of Paraglomus occultum, 2049 nucleotides long. The record is from the annotation of a GenBank genome assembly. NCBI's taxonomy places the organism in Eukaryota, Fungi, Glomeromycota, Glomeromycetes, Paraglomerales, Paraglomeraceae.